AUCGUCUGAACACAGUGCAUCUGUCAACAAGCUUGUAUCUUUCAGCCAGUGUCUGCAGAUACAACCAUUUCACCUGCCGUCUGUAAACGGAGACCAGAUCCAGCACGACGUCAUCUCGACUAAAGACAAACCAGUAUGUCCAGCAUCAUGAAAGUGUUUCUGCUCUUCGCUGCUGUCAUGUUCUGCAUCUCUGAGGCUAAAUUCGAUGACAAAGGGCAGAAUUGUCUGUGUCGAAGCACAAGGGAUAAACUUAGUGCCGGGAAUAAAGUAAAAGACAUCCAGAUCUACCCUAAAACAGUCUUCUGUGACAACGUUGAGAUUGUUGUCACCGACCAAAACGGCCUUCGCUUCUGCCUGAACCCCAACGUGAAAGUAGUGAAGAAACUCAUAGCGCGCAUCAUGUCCGCGAAGAGAAGUCGCACUACUGCAGCCACCCCUACCAGCAGCUCCUUGGCUCAGUAAGAAGAACAGAUGACCUCUGACCUCAGACACAUGCACCUUUGUUGAAUGUAGACGUUAAAUGAAAGCAAAAAAGCUGGGAAUUACAACUCUGUGACUACUUUGCCUAUUUAUCUUCUAUUUAUACUAAUGGGAUCUUAUUGAAUGUACUAUAGAAUGUGCCACUUUUUUAUGUCCUUGUUUUUGUAAAUAGAUUUAAUAUAUUAUACAUUUUUCUGCAGUUUGCUUUUUUUUUAUCCUGCUUAAUAAUAAUAAAAAUCUGUCA
This is a messenger RNA of Sphaeramia orbicularis (orbiculate cardinalfish), 724 nucleotides long. Its product is annotated as interleukin-8-like. Gene Ontology annotation, cellular component: extracellular region. Gene Ontology annotation, molecular function: chemokine activity. Gene Ontology annotation, biological process: immune response. The transcript is spliced from 4 exons. Bases 136 to 462 code for a protein of 108 amino acids. Lineage: Eukaryota; Metazoa; Chordata; Actinopteri; Kurtiformes; Apogonidae. The record is from RefSeq and is a predicted model, not a curated record.